Molecule: messenger RNA, 686 nt
Organism: Magallana angulata
Lineage: Eukaryota; Metazoa; Mollusca; Bivalvia; Ostreida; Ostreidae
Product: fucolectin-like
Exons: 2
Coding region: 156-686 (176 amino acids)
Source: RefSeq, a predicted model, not a curated record
UAUUUUAAAAAAAAUGGGAUCCCCAAUUAUCUUCAACAAUGUUUAGAAUCAUUAAACAUUGUCAAAAACAACAUCUGUGACAAGGAUAAGGGAUUAAUGUGUCAUGUGUGUUUCAGCAGCAUGAUGGGUAGGAAUAUUAUAAAAGCUAAAAUACCAUGCCUAUACAUAUAUCACUAAAGAAAGCAUUAGAUAUGUUCUCGUUGUUGCUGGUGCCUGCUCUUGUUUGUAUUUGCCAUGUUGAUAUUAUUACAUGCCAUUACGAGCUCACAAACGUGGCAUACUCAAAACCAGUCACGCUGAGUUCCCUUUUCGACAACGAUUCGCGUUAUGUGGGAUCCAAAGUCGUCAAUGGCCUAUUUUCUGACCUUACCGCUACCGCAGCAGAGAGAUCCCCAUGGUUGAGAAUUGAUCUUGGUGCCAGAUUUGAAAUAAAUGAAAUUGAAGUAUUUGCAAGAACAGAUUGUUGUGGCGUUCAGCUACAUGAUGUUGACUUCAAAGUUGGAGAGAAUAUUCACGACAUGUAUCGAUGUGGCCAUUACACGGGACCUACUGUAAAGGGUCAGAGAAUCGCUGUCUUCUGUCCUCACAACACCAUAGGACGUUAUGUACAGAUACAGAUAACCAAGGGACAUAACAACGAGUUGACUCCUGCAGAGGUCCUCGUUUGGGGUGUAAAAGUAAACUGA